Messenger RNA from Giardia duodenalis, 1725 nucleotides. RefSeq names its product Zinc finger domain. Gene Ontology annotation, biological process: ubiquitin-dependent protein catabolic process; protein ubiquitination. Gene Ontology annotation, cellular component: nucleus. Gene Ontology annotation, molecular function: ubiquitin protein ligase activity; zinc ion binding. The record is from RefSeq and is a predicted model, not a curated record. The transcript has a single exon. NCBI's taxonomy places the organism in Eukaryota, Fornicata, Diplomonadida, Hexamitidae. The coding region runs from base 1 to 1725 and encodes 574 amino acids.
AUGCUUUCAUCUGAUUAUAAUGGAUCUAUUGAGACGUGUCUAGUUAAAGGCCGACUUUUUAAGCUACGCGAUACGUCUUUAGGAUUUGAGCCUAGCAACAGGGAGUAUUUGCGUGACUUUCCCGCAUACGUCUCCGGCGAGGAGAACUAUCAAAAGGAACUUUCUAGCCUUAAAGCUGUACAAUCCAUUUUUCCGCUACGAUGUUAUAGCCCUUCCAAAUCAGUGUUUGCAAUGAUUCAUUCAAAGGAAAACAGCUUACUUAUGAAAAAUACUAGCGCGGGCUUCCACAUUCCAUACAUUCGGCCGGAAGUCCUUUCUACGGAUCCGCGUACUAUGCUAUCUAUUUUUCAAAAGCAGAAGCAGUAUCCUGCACUUAAGGUAAUGAAUGUAGGUAGUGAAAUUGAUGCAGCAUUCACAGGCGGCCUUUUAGAACAGGAAAGUUCAUCAAACAUAGGGUCGUCUUUUACUAGUUCUUCGAAUAUGUAUGUGUCCUCAAGCAGCCAGAUCAACAUGACGCCGUCGACUUCCUCAAGUAGCCACCAGACACAGGAUACAUUUGAUCAGACCGAUUUAGAUGAAAAGUUCUUGGCACCACUAAAUGACAAUGACCCUGACUCAGGAUACAUCUUCUUGGCAGGUCCAUUUUUAUUGUCUGUCUCCGAACGUAGGAGAAAGGAAGCGGAAGAUCCAUACGUAUGGGUGCAAUACGAUGUCGAAAAGGUGACUGGCUGCCCACACUACUGGACAGGAGCGUUUAUUGUGUGUCCCGAUUGUGCACAAAUCUAUCCGUGUCGUAUUUGUCAUGACAAUCUGGUUCCUGGUCAUACCCUGGAUAGAAGGAGAGUUAAGGAAAUGUUCUGUCUCACGUGCAACAAGGUUGGACGCAUAGGCUUUCGGUGCGAAUAUUGUGGUGUGGUGGUCUCGAGAACAUUCUGUAACAUAUGCAACACUUUAUGCAUGCUUGGCCCCGAAAUGAAACCAACGUACCAUUGUCAGCACUGCAACUCGUGUCAUGUAGGUCUCCAGGAGAUGGUAAGACACUGUAGCACUUGUCGAACGUGCAUUAGUAGAGAAGACUAUGACACACACGUGUGCGAUUGUGAUAACAUGUGUCCUGUUUGUAUGAUCCCGUUUGCAGAUAAUGUCAUGUCGGAAAUAGUUCUACCGUGUAACUCAGCACAUAAGAUGCAUAGAAGGUGCUUUAAUGAUAUGAUAAUGAGCGAAAACAUAACGUGUCCGCUGGACCACAAGAUUAUCUUAGAUAGAUACCGCUAUGGGAUUAUCAGGUGUGAGAAUUUGAGACGCUACUCAGAGACACAGCUAAGCCUAAACCAGUCUGAGCUUGUUAAAAUUAGGGUCUACUUGUGUCAUGAUUGCCAGAGGGUAUCUGCAGACCUAUCUUUUCACUUUAUAAGCCUGCAAUGCCACUUUUGCUAUAGCUGUAACUGUAGGUUCUUGUACGUGCUUGACUUCAUGCCUUCUGAGUUGACAAGCGAGAUUGAGGAUUUAGCUCUGGAUGACUUAGAAGGCAUAUGUAUCACUGCACAGGAAAAGUGUACGGCUGGGGAGCGGGAAAAGGUACGGCAGCACCUUCUUCUCUACAGAAAGCUAUAUUCAGAUAUCGUUCCUACGUUGGUCUAUUUGAACUCGGCGAUGUUUGGGCAAAGCUCCGACAUGGUUCAAAUUAUAUUAAAUUUGAUUCAAGCACAUGCACCAGCACACUGA